AUGGCUUUUCAAGUUAGUCCGCCUUGGAAACCCUUUUACCUGGAGGUUUGAAAAUGAAGAUGAACUAUCUUCAAGUGUUAAUCAAGAUUAUUUUUAUAUCCUUGUUUUCCAUUGCUUCCUGUGUUGCCUUGUAAGUAUCGUUAAAAAUUCAGUUUUAACAACUCUCUAACUAUAACAUAAGAACUUGUUUUUAAUAUUGCGCGUUUUAUGCACGGAACAGUUGAUCUUUGCAGACAAAGAAAGAAGACGAGAUCUUCAUAAGCUCGAAGCCUCCACAUAUUUUAAGAUAAAUCGAUCCAGACCUUUUCACUAUGUGAUAUCUGAUGGAAUUAUAUCAAUUUAAGUCCAAACCUUUCGCGUGUUUAACAGCUGCAGCUUUAAACUGAAUUCAUCAAUGGACCGUACUACGAUUACAGUAAUAUUUCUUUUGGGUGCACUGCUCCACAGCCCAAAAACGUCUUUUUUGGAUAAAAAUUGUCAAGAUACUGGGCAAAAUCACUUACUAAAAUAGUUAUAACAUUCUAACCUAUGUAUAUACCUUUUUUAAGCCCAAACAGCUACGGUACGUAAAUCAAAAACAGGGAAUGCUUGAUAUAGAUUAUGUAUGUGACGGCGGCGGCAUUCCCAGGUGCCUAAUACACAGACCACCGAUUUUAAGCUGAGCAUUCCUCUCCGUACGAACUGUUUUUUGAAUAAUGAUCAAAAGUCAACGAGUCUCGAUGAAUGUCGGCUUUUGCGACGGUUGUUGAAUGGUUGUAUAGAAAGAAUAGCGUAGAUAGUUUAUUUCAAUUUUCUGUUUCCUGACGAAAAAAACUGUUCUGAUCAACCGUUUUAAACAGUAGCAGACUGGUAUUAAUAUUCAUGGACUGCUUUUCGUUAAGAACCUUUGUCUUGGGCACUAAAGUGCUGAAGCGUUGCCCAACUUUACACAACGUCAACCACGGUGUUUUGCAGUUAAAUGUUUUUUCCACUAGAAGUUUCUUAAUCAUAUGGCUUUUCCUCCUCAGACAAAGAAGUGACAAUAAGACAUUUAUUGAAGAAAAAGAAUGGGGUGGUGAUAUGGAAAAAAGAGAUAAUGGAACGGCAUCUUUAGAAGAUAAAGAGCACCUAGAUAAUAGGACGGACAGUAGCGAUAAUGCAACAUCUAUUCACGACAAAGAAUGCCUAGGAGAUGCACAAAACUGCAGCAAUACUACAGCUCCUGUGAAAGAGCGCAUCAGCAAUGCAACAAAAGACAGAGAAUGGAUUCAGAAUUCUACCAACAUCUUUAGAAAGAUGAUGGAAAACUACGAUCCCUCUAUUGCUCCCUACGUGCCAGGUUUGUGACAUUUCAUUCAACCCUCAUCUACUUGUAGCAUCACUUUUCAGACUUUUAACAUUUAUAAAGUAUUGUAGUCAAAGUAGAUGUGGCUUAAAUAUAUUUAGCAGGAUAUAUAUAACAGGAUGCUUUGUAACAUGUUCGGAGUUCCCAAGUCUUUGAAGCAUCGGUAUCUUGGAAAAUCAAUUCUGUCGUGGUUUCGAUUCGAAGCAUUGUUGUGGUAUAGAGGGGCUGAUGGCAAUAUCAUAUCAUCGCUGGCUGCAUGAUGAUUAAUGAGCCCCUUACUUAAUUGAAAUUGGAUUUAGACUAAAACAGAGUUCCAGCUGACAUAUUAGGGCCAUUUAUACGAGGAAAAAUAAGACGCGUCUUAAAUAAGACGCGAACUGUACCAUUUAUACGAGAUUAAUAAGACGCGGCUUAGCUAAGACGUCUUAGCUAAGACGAGAAAAACUUCGUAUAAAUGACCUUCGCGUCUUAAAUAAGACGCGAACGCAUAGUACGCAUGCGUUAAUUUUUGGCGCGCCACGUUGGAUUGCCGUUGCUACAAGCAACAUUCACAUGAAAACGAGUCAAGAACAGAAAUAAGACGCGAACCAUUUAUCCCAGCUGUUCUCGUCUUAGAUAAGACGUGCCGUUUAUACGGAAAGUUCGCGUCUUAUUUUUCCUCGUAUAAAUGGCCCUAUUGUGUUGGUAAUCGUAUAGGAAUUUGUCUUAAAACUUGAUUAAUUGCUGUGUAAAAAAAUUUCACCAAAAGUGAAUGUGCCUAAAAUUAUCAAAUAUAAUCUAGUCCAAAAAAACGUUAAGUCUGUAAAAAAGAUCAGGUUUCCUGAAUUGAUAUAACUACUUGUUUUUCAUCAAAGACCUUUAAUGGUCACAUGCCCAGGGGGGAUUGAAGUGUAACCCUGCUGGGAGAUCAGCUGUUCCAUCUUGGCUUCAUGAUGGUCUCCUCUGUUUUAUUUCUGUAUCCUCUGCUAUUUUAUAUGUGAUCCUCUAUUACAAAACUACGAGUUUAUACGGGUUCAGUGACGCAAUGUGUUGCAAUGUACGUGUCUAGCAGUGUUCGUGGAAGCCUGAAGGUGCGCAAGCAUUAUGGGAGUUUUUGGGAAGAGGGUGGGGGGUGGGCAAAGACUAGGAAUUGCAUGGCAAUGUUUUCGCUUUAACCGUGUAUAACUCCUAGGAAUUUGUUUAUAAAUAAGUUAUAGAAUUCUCUUUUCAAUAGGGAAUGUUUUGAAAGACCUUUCGUUUUAUAUAAGAAGCAACUGGGGCUUAGAGUCUAUCUCUGCGUUGUAUGUGUUUUUCCAUGGUGGCUUGAAAUCAGUGAAUGGGUAGUAUAACUAAACAUCAGAAUAAAUUGUAACUCUCUUUUACUUUCGUGUUUGCAGAAUAUAAUGUAUAGCAUUGUGGUCUCCCAGAUCUUGCCUUUCGCUUUCCCUAAACAAUCCCACAAGUGCUUGCAUGUGUACUUUUCGAUACUAUCGACCCAGGCCUUCAUAAAGCAAGCUUAGUUUGUGUGGCCAGUUUGUUGAGUUUUCCCCUGUGCAUAGAGUUUUCCAAGGCAGACGAGGGCCUUAGUUGCUCGGACACUUCAAUAACUUCUUAGGCUAGAGCUGGGAUCAUUUCUGGUGUGGUACAUCACUUAAAGAUUCAAAAUGGCAUGUUUAGGGAUUUUAGACUUAAAAGUCUAAAAGUUGCUCCAGUAGUCUAUAAAUAAUAUGCCACUAAGAUGUAUUUCUCAUGAUCAAUGCACAACAGACAUCGCCUCCAUCGAAAAUUGUGUAGCAGUGAAGAUUUUCUUAUUGCCCUUUCAGCAAUUAUAUGUCACUUUUCAGGAUCUCGGUACCUUUAGAUUUAAAAUUUUCUACAUUUGUUCACUUUAGUUCUCUUUAUUUAAAUGUACAUCUUUAGGUAAACCAGUUAAAGUGAAUAUUGUUUUUGAGAUUCUUGCUUUUGGAGAAGUCGACGAGGCAAACAUGGUAAGAACUGAAUGGAAACAUAUGCUAGAAAUAUAAGAUCCGUUGUAGCUGAAAAGGGUGUCGAUUAAUAGCAUUGUACGUACCCUUGCACCAAAAGCCUGGUAAGCCUGGUAAGCCUUGUAUACCCUUGUUGAACCAGUCAAGUCUAGUUAUUCCUUAACCCAUUUGGUUGGUGCUGAUCGCACACCAGAUUCUGGGAUAUUAGAAGGGGGAAAAAACAUUAAAAGAUACUAUAAAACAGGUAUUUUAAGAAAGAUGUUAAAAUUUAUUAUAGCUCCGCAGUACUGGGGAUAUAGAAAAUCUGCACAACUCUUUUUUGCAAUGCUGAGAAAAAGUUUAACUUUGUUCAGAUUUUAAUCAACCUUCAAAAAAGUAGAAAUUUGAACUGAAAACGACUGGCCUUAAGUUUUUCAUCUUCUGGGGGUAAUUGUUUCCUUCGUCCUUGCGUAAUUUAACUAAAGUUUCUUUUCACAAGUGAGAUCACUGUUAGGAGUAACAAUAUUAUAACAUCUCAUUCAUACUGAAAAUGACACUGAUAUGACUUCAACUUACUGUCCAAUGAAAGUAUCCCUGUCAAGGUCGUAUAUCAACUCCUAUCUGUUAUCGUUUUAAAGAGCUAAAACUUAAUUCUUCAUAUCAAUUUAAUUCCAAACAAGAAGGCCAGUUUUGUUAUCUAAGAUUAUAGGCAUUGAAACUGUUUCCUGUCCUUUGAUCCAACGGAUGGUAAAGAUGUAUUGAAACUUGAAAACGUGGGGUCAACUUUUUCAAGAUUUAAUGCUAAUUAUAUAGCCAAACAGUUAUCAUGGUUAGUGCUCCCAGAUGAAAUCUACAUGAUUUUUUCUUCUUUUUGUGUAUGAGUAAAGACAUUAAGUAAUGAUUUCAGCACAGAAUUAACCUAAAACAGUAAUAUUACCGUGACUAAUAGCUCCUUUAAUUGAUCGAUUCCUUCCUUGUAGGAAUACGGCUUGGACUUAGUUAUCAUCCAGUGGUGGAGGGACAUAAGGCUGGCUCAAGGCCAGGACAGAACCUUCUCAUUUAGUGGUAACGACAUAAAAAAGAUAUGGACACCAGACACUAUCUUCUUGAAUGCCAAGCAAUCUGAGAUUAAGAACGUGAGUUAUAUUCUAUGUUGACAAUUCAGAACUCUUGAAUCACAAAUAAUUACGUUAAAGAAAGUUAACCAGAGAUUUACCAGUAUUAUAUUCAGUUAUAUUCAGUUAUAUAAUUCGACCCAAUCUUAUUAUUAUGCCAAAUUUCGUAUCAAGGUAUAUCCAGUAACUGUAAAUCCUGCAUUAGUCAUCAACACUUGAUCCAAUUUUCUGGACCUUACAGUAGAGCUUACUCUAUGAGUGUUCCAGACCUUUUGGCGAAGCGUGAAAAGAAAUAAAAUUUUACAAUAACUGAGCGAAUCCUCGUGCGCUGAUUGGUCGACAGCUUUGGCCUAUGAGAGUAUAGACCAUGGAAAUGAGGUAACAUGUCACGCAAUGCCGGUUGCUUUGUUUUUGGUUUUUCGUAAAAAAAAUAAUUGUUAUUGCAGUGAAACCACUCGCCUGCGGCUCCACUUGAGUUUUGAACAUUUUAUGACGUCACUUCUAUGGUCUAUAAGAAUGUUGACCAUGGAAAAUUGUGGUCGAUUUGUUAAAUAAAUAAACACCAAACACCGGAGCUGAGUUAUUAAUAUCCAGGUUGACUACAGUGCUCUUACUUAUUCUUCUUCGAAGCAGUCAAUCAUGUAGUUUUCCAGAAAGAUGACUUACAUGUAAUAGUGACACUAGCUCAACUUUUUCUCUCAAGGUUAUGAAAGACAACCAGAUGGUAUUCGUUUUGCCUAACGGCCAUGUUACUCACAUGUCAAGGUAAGAAUUUUCUCUAAUCGCUUUCUUCGGAUUUUCCCCUGAGACAACGAGCAACAUUUAUCGCCUUUCUUAAAAAUUCUGUCGAAUUAGAGUUUGACAGCUAACCUUUCCCUCAGCUAAGAGGGCUUUCCAUAUGUCGGGAAAACCCAAGAAACGAGGAUUUUGAACAUUCUUACAAAGCGGCUCAGCGUUUACUGAGUUGAGAAGAUAUGCUAACUUAAAUUGUGACGAAGGGGACUGGAGCAGAGCAAAUUUCCUGGGUGUGAUCUGGUUAAAGACAGUCCAAAUAAAACCAAGUCGUAUUUGCUUCAUUUGUUUUCAUGAAGACAAUAUUCUGACCUAUUUUCUCAUGCCUCUAAUUUAAAUUUGCAGGUCCUUGCAAGACGACCCCAUAAUCUCUUUUCGUGUUCAAUUUCCCUUUCGUUUCUGAAUUCAACUGAUCAUUGACGUUUAUCAGUCGGCUUAGGCCUUUUCUGCUUUGUUUCUUUUUUUAGGAUUGCAUUAAAAGUUGCCUGCCAUAUGCAGCUGCAGAUGUACCCACUUGACAGACAAAAGUGUGAUUUGGUGAUAGAGAGCUGUGAGUUGUCGACUUUGAUAUUCCUAGCCGAUUUUCUGUGCAAUCCUUUUAUUAUAGUUAUGGAUCAUUAUCCUUCCUGCGGCUGAAACUGUUUUCAGAGGGCAUUUGCAGUUGUAUUUGUUCUUAUUUCUUUGUUGAUAUAGUAUCAUAGGCGGUUCGUGUAUUGUAUGUAUUGUAAAAUGCAUUGUAACAUGUAUUGUAAAACUAAGCUGUUGAUCCAUUUUAGCUGAGAACAAAAAAUUUUCAGCAAUUUCAAGCAAUAGUAAGUUACAGCUGUAACCCAAACCGUUGAAAGGUUCAAAUACAGUCUGCCGUUAACCUGUCCCGUCAGUUUGAUUCAGCUCGUAUGGUAUAUUCUUUAAGAUGCGCUGUUAAGUACCCCAAAAAAUACUAGGGCGGAACUCUGUAUAAAUACAUUUAGUAUAUACUAAAACAGUGGAUAGUGUUUUUCGAGCGCUCUGAUUGGCUACCCAAUCAGUGAAUAUCCUGCACUAUUCACUGAUUCACCUCCAGUUCCUCCGAGCGAGCAACGCCAAACUCGCGUAAGUUGCGAGCAAAAUGCCUUCCCGGUUUUCUGCCGUAAACAAACAAACAAAUUUCACAACUAAUCAAGCAAGCUGUUUCCGAAAUACACGAAGAAGGUGACGAAGUUCGGAUUGGAAGUUUUAACAGGUAAAGCUUUGUCUUUUUGACACUAAUUUAUCGAUAAAACUGGUGAAAAAGUUUUUGUUUACAAAUGCAAAUUAAGUUUAAGUCUUGCUUACUUUAUUUAGUUGAGUUGUUCAUAAAUAAGCUUCAAACUAAAUUUAAUAAUCUUUUUUUAUAGAAUGAUUUUAAAUACAGAAAGAAUUCACAACUCCUUUUGAAGAAAUUUCCCCGCAAGAGCUAAACAAAUGCCUUGAAAAGUUUUAAUUGUCGGCAAGAAUAAAGCGACGGCCGCAGCCGCCCGGUCAUUACGCGCCAAAAUUGUAAUCUUUGGCAACAGUAUUUGAGUUAAAAAUCAUCAUUUUUGUGCUCAAUGAUCUCACUGUUUUAGUAUAUACUAAAACAAUUAUUCACCUCAGUGUCGGUGGCUAGUCGUGGAUAUUUACCUCACUGCUUCGCAGUUCGGUAAAUAUCCAGGACUAGCCACCUCCACUUCGGUGAAUAAUUGUUAUAUACUAAAUACAUAUACUAUAUGUUUUGGCGUCUCGAACUGUGUGGCUCCGGUGUUAUUAGAUGUUGGGGGCUCAAUUGAGGAAAAAAGAAUAUCCAUUUUAUCAACAGAACAAAUCAGUGAACAAAAGCAAAGCUAACAAAAUGGAGCAAAUUCUCAUGGAAUCGGACAUACAUUCCUUUCAACAAACUAAAGAUGUGUCUUCCCUUUAAUUUUUUUGUGCUGUGAUCACUAGGAUUUUUAACUGACAUUUACCUCUUACUCCAAUUAAACAAUUAUUUUCGGCCUUGAUUAGUUUCACUGGCUGAUUCCAAGUUGGUUUACAAAUGGGGAAACUUCUUAGCAAGCAAGUGCGUUGUUGAAGUGUAUGAUGAUGCCAUGGCUCAGUACGAGUACAAGGGGGCAAACCUAAGUUACAAGCAUGGGAAAUUUUCCUCUGGUACGUAACUUCGUUUUUAAUAUUAUUGAGUGAUUUCUCGCGCACUGAUUGGUCAGGAGCUCUAUACAGUGAUGACGCAGAAAUGACGUAGCUGUUUGUCCCUAGCUCUCUUCAAGUAAUUUCCCAAGAAACUUCCAAUCGCCAGAAUUGGUCGCUGAAAAAUUUUAUUGCCAAGCAUUGAUUGUCACUUGGGUGCAACUCUUUAGUUUCCAAAGAUGUACCUGCAUUUGUUCAGUCAUUAAUUCAGCCAUUAAUGUCAAACAAGGGAGGAUAGUUACCUUUUCUAAUAAUCCUGUCUUGUGUUCACGGCAAGGGGGUCCCCUACGGGACUUUUUAUCCCAUCUGCCGGAAGUCUAAAGUUCACACUAAUUACUGAUUAUGUGCUUCUCAUUCUAUAUGCAGGUGGUUUCUCAAACGUGUACGCUACAUUUGUGUUUGACCGCCGUACGUCAUAUACCGUUCUUCAAGUGUUCCUCCCAAGUUAUUUGAUCGUUAUUCUGUCAUUCAUGGCCCUUUGGCUACCACAAGAUGCUGUGCCCGCCCGAGUGGCCCUUGGAAUAACAACUGUGCUUACAAUUGUUUAUUUUCUUGGUAGGUCCGACUGUAGCAUAUCUUCCAACUGUCAUCUCUGACUCGCUUAGCUCCCCGGAAACUCAAGAAGCCAGAAGAAUCACCAACAAACUUUAAAAGUUCUAUUAUUACCUUCGGGAGAAAUUCCUCUUUCAUUACAUCACGAUUUCUUAAUUCGCAACAAUUCAUAAAAAACACUUGCGUCCGUAGAUUGUAAACAUCAUGUUUAGCCAAAUUGGUACUGUGAGUAAACCUGUUUUCUCCCAGUGCUUUCUUCGCCUUUAAGAUGGGUGGUAAAACGCUGCUGGGAACGAGGUUGAGAUCUCAUUUGGGUCUUUUGAUGCACUUGUGGAUACAAUGUUGUAGUUCAUUGUUAAGCUAAGUACCAGUAAAUGUUUUUGUGCGUUAGUAACGCUGUACGCAUACUCAACUAACUUUCUGCUUUCUGGCGUUUGAAAGGGAAGGGAAGAGGAUAGGGAAGGGAAGGCAUACCGUUACAUGAAGAGCGCACCCUUCGUAUACCAAUCACCUUCUCAAGGACCUAUUGCAUUCUCGAGAACCCAUGGUAUUCUUGUGCCCUCAUUGCAUUUCCUUCCACUAAACGCAUCCGUGCGCGCCCAUUGCAUUCUUGCCUACCAACUGAAUUCUCGUGCGUCCUUUGCAUUCUCAUGUUCCCGUUGCAUUCAUGCAUGUCCAUUGUAUUCCUAUGUGCCCAUUACAUUCUUGUGCAAUCAUUGCAUUCUCGUGCGCCCAUUGCAUUCUGGCGUGCCCUUUACAUCCUUAUACGCCUAUUGCUUUUUCGUGCCCAAUGCAUUCUCGUGCACUCAUUACAUUCUCGUGCGCCCAUUGCAUUCUGGCGUGCCCUUUAUAUCCUUAUACGCCUAUUGCUUUUUCGUGCCCAAUGCAUUCUCGUGCACCCAUUACAUUCUCGUGCGCCCAUUGCAUUCUGACGUGCCCUUUACAUCCUUAUACGCCUAUUGCUUUUUCGUGCCUAAUACAUUCUCGUGGACCCAUUGCAUUCUCAUGCACCCAAUUCACUCUAGUGCACCCAUUGCAUUCAGGUGUGCCCAUCGCAUUAUAGCACCUCUAUCGUAUCCUAGUGUUCCCAUUGCAUCGCUUGUACAACAACUGCAUUCCUGUGCACCGAUUGCAUUCUCACACGCCCAUUGCAUUCUCUCGCACCCACUGCAUUCCCUUGCGCGUCCAUUUUUUCACCUUCCCAUCAAACACCUGCCACUCCCACUAUUCAUAAUGUGACUAUUUGUUUUCUACUGCAAAUAGGAAGCGUCAACAGUAGAAUGCCCCGUGUGUCUUACUUUAAGGCCAUUGAUUGCCACUUGUUCGUGUCCUUUGGUUUUGUGUUUUCCACCAUGCUGGAGUAUGUUAUUCUCCUUAAUACCAAGGGCAGGAAUACAAGAAAGCCAGAUAAUCAUGAGAAAUGCGAGGUAAACAAUCGUUAGGAUGGUUUUAAAAAUAUACUUUAGUGGGGUUUUACAUGGACAACCGGGACAAGUAAUAUCCUCCAGUUCCCUCAGGAAGUGAGUCUGUUUUAUUAUGAGUUGAAGAAAGGGUCAUAGAAAUCAAGAGACGAAUAAAAGUUAGAUGUUGCAUUUGCUAAACACCUAACCUGAGAAAACAGCCGGCGUUUCGCGGCGCCACCCACCAAUGAUUUCCCUGGGUAUGUCUUAGGAAGGAGCACAGAAAUUUUAUACUGAUGACGUAUUACUACCCACUGGAUCUGGGUAGUGCUUCUGAUCGGUGGAAGAAAAUUUUUAACCAAUCAAAAGCACAACCCAUAUGAGAGCAGUGACCGGCUUCAUGAGUAUGAAUUUCCUGCGGUCGUUCCUCAUACGUCAUUUCACGGGGAAACCGUUGGUGGGGUCCUGAAAUGUAGGCUGUUUUCUCAGGCUACUUAAACCACACCUAAUUUCAGACCAAAACGGUUGAUCUAAGAAUCUAAUCUAAAACUGACCCCCCCUGAACAACACAAAUGCGAUAGGGACACGUGUUAGGUGUUUCUGGUUAGAUGGAUGGAUCUACUAGAUCGCUAACGUGAAUAAAAGUUGAAGGAGAGAGCGACCCUCUCACGCUAGUUGACUUAUAUUUCAAUCUUAGCUUACAUAAUCUUCGUGGACCAUCAUAUUAUUUAAUGAAUUUUUUUUUGUAUUUAAGACAAUUAACAAUUAUCCACCUGAGUACCUGAGAGAACUAUUUAGGUUAAGAGACAAUAUUAAAAACUUGAGAGCCCAGUGCUCGUUGGACUUUUUAGGGGUUAACAAGCUGCAAGUACCGAAACCUAAUACGACUCGUUAUGGCAAGAGCUCAGUAAAGUACUUGACGGCUAUUACUUGGAACAAGAUUUCUGAUAUCUUAAGAUGCCUAAGCACAUUGUCAGCUAAGGUUCUAGCUAAUUCGAUAUAAUAUCUAUGUUCUAUAAAAAUUAAGUAAUAGUAGUUGGGCUUUUUAUUGUAAAUAGCUAUAUGUGACGCUAUUUUAGGCUUUUAUACUGUAAAUAAGUUUUUGGAUUUCCCUUUCUUUCUCUAUUUUUCUAUUUAUUUGUUUUGUUUUCUUUGUUUUUUUUCCUCGGCUUAAUAGCAUAUUUUUUGCUAGAGGUCUAACCAACCUCAUCAAACCCGAGAUUAAAUAAAGCUUCAUUCAUUCAUUCAAUAACCUAACGUUACGAUUUUUAACAGCUUGGCUUGUUGGACAACCAUGUAUCAGAGGAUUCGUCGCGUAACAACUGUUAUGGAACAGAUGUAGUAGUACGUUACCCAGUUAAAAACGAAGAAGAAGAUGAGGCUAAUGGCUCAAUCAUGGCAGUUCAGCGGAGAAAAAAGACGUCACGUGACAUUGUCCCAGUUCACUUAAUAGACAGACUCUCCAGGGUUCUGUUUCCCGCUUCGUAUGGAGUAUUUGUGGUAGUUUUCUGGGUGGUCUGUGCAACACAGUCACCUCAAAAAGAGCAAUUAGAUCUUUGCUGA
Messenger RNA from Porites evermanni, 10870 nucleotides. NCBI's taxonomy places the organism in Eukaryota, Metazoa, Cnidaria, Anthozoa, Scleractinia, Poritidae. The record is from the annotation of a GenBank genome assembly.